This is a messenger RNA of Manis javanica (Malayan pangolin), 9353 nucleotides long. Lineage: Eukaryota; Metazoa; Chordata; Mammalia; Pholidota; Manidae. The record is from RefSeq and is a predicted model, not a curated record.
UGGGUUCUCCCCCAACGCCUGACCUGCGUUUACUGGGCAGAGAGCAGGAGAGGGAGCGCGCAUUCGGAGCAGGCUGCUCUGACUGCAACCACAGGCUGUUUCGUGCAGGCUGUCCCUCUCCUUCAGAACCGUGCAUCCCCUCCCCGAAGCAGCAGGCACUGUGCCUCCAUUCAGCCACAUUUGGCAUGCACGAGCACGGCUGCAGGGAGAGGGGAGGUGGCUUUCUUAAGAAGGUUCAGUGGCUCAGGCAGAAGCCACUUGACGAGUCUCCCAAGUUCGAGGAAGCCUCUGCCCUGAUGGAAUCUGCAGGUGUGGAGGUGACCAUGGGAUGCCAGGACCGUGGGGCAUCGUUUAUUUUAUAGGCAUUGUUCAGGUUUUGCAGUUUCUGUUUUCCCGGUGGAAUUCGCAAGGGGUCAUGAAUCAAACUGAUGCUCCUCGACCCCUAAACUGGACCAUCCGGAAGCUGUGCCACGCAGCCUUUCUCCCGUCUGUCAGACUUCUUAAGGCUCAGAAAUCCUGGAUAGAAAGAGCAUUUUAUAAAAGAGAAUGUGUUCACAUCAUCCCCAGCACCAAAGACCCCCAUAGGUGUUGCUGCGGGCGUCUAAUAGGCCAGCAUGUUGGCCUCACUCCCAGUAUCUCCAUUCUUCAGAAUGAGAAAAAUGAAAGUCGCCUCUUGCGAAAUGACCUCCAGUCUGAGAAGUGGUCCAUCAGCAAGCACACGCAGCUCAGCCCGACGGAUGCUUUUGGGACCCUUGAGUUCCAAGGAGGAGGUCAUUCCAACAAAGCCAUGUACGUGAGAGUGUCUUUUGAUACAAAACCUGACCUCCUCUUACACCUGAUGACCAAGGAGUGGCAGUUGGAGCUUCCCAAGCUUCUCAUCUCAGUUCAUGGGGGCCUACAGAACUUUGAACUCCAGCCAAAACUCAAGCAAGUCUUUGGGAAAGGCCUCAUCAAAGCUGCCAUGACAACAGGAGCGUGGAUCUUCACUGGAGGGGUUAACACAGGUUCUCUCUCCCUCCUUUAUCUAAGUAGUUAUUUCCCCACCAAGAAGAACAUUUUACACUACGUGAGAGUGUCUUUUGAUACAAAACCUGACCUCCUCUUACACCUGAUGACCAAGGAGUGGCAGUUGGAGCUUCCCAAGCUUCUCAUCUCAGUUCAUGGGGGCCUACAGAACUUUGAACUCCAGCCAAAACUCAAGCAAGUCUUUGGGAAAGGCCUCAUCAAAGCUGCCAUGACAACAGGAGCGUGGAUCUUCACUGGAGGGGUUAACACAGAUUGUGGUGAAUACGUCAGCUUGGCCCAGAAUGGUUUUCACUCCUUUAUUCAUUUGAAAGUUGUCCGGCCAUAUCAGACCAUGUCCAAUCCCAUGAGCAAGCUCACUGUCCUCAACAGCAUGCAUUCCCACUUCAUUCUGGCUGACAAUGGGACCACUGGAAAAUACGGAGCAGAGGUGAAGCUGAGGAGGCAACUGGAAAAACAUAUUUCCCUCCAGAAGAUAAACACAAGAUGCCUGCCGUUUUUCUCUCUUGACUCCCGCUUGUUUUAUUCAUUUUGGGGUAGUUGCCAAUUAGACCCAAUUGGAAUCGGUCAAGGCGUUCCGGUGGUGGCUCUCAUCGUGGAAGGAGGACCGAACGUGAUCUCGAUUGUCCUGGAGUACCUUCGGGACACCCCUCCCGUGCCGGUUGUGGUCUGUGAUGGGAGUGGACGGGCAUCUGACAUCCUGGCAUUUGGGCAUAAAUAUUCAGAAGAAGGCGGACUCAUAAAUGAAUCUUUGAGGGACCAGCUCUUGGUGACCAUCCAGAAGACUUUCACAUACACUCGGACCCAGGCUCAGCACCUGUUCAUCAUCCUCAUGGAGUGCAUGAAGAAGAAGGAAUUGAUUACGGUAUUUCGGAUGGGAUCAGAAGGACACCAGGACAUUGAUUUAGCUAUCCUGACAGCUUUGCUCAAAGGAGCCAAUGCCUCGGCCCCAGACCAGCUGAGCUUAGCUUUAGCCUGGAACAGAGUCGACAUCGCUCGCAGCCAGAUCUUUAUUUAUGGGCAACAGUGGCCGGUGGGUUCUCUGGAGCAAGCCAUGUUGGAUGCCUUAGUUCUGGACAGAGUGGAUUUUGUGAAAUUACUCAUAGAGAAUGGAGUAAGCAUGCACCGUUUUCUCACCAUCUCCAGACUAGAGGAAUUGUACAAUACGAGACAUGGGCCCUCAAACACAUUGUACCACUUGGUCAGGGAUGUCAAAAAGCGAGAAUAUCCAGGUUUCGGUUGGAUCUAUUUUAAGGGGAACCUGCCCCCUGACUACAGAAUCAGCCUGAUCGACAUCGGCCUGGUGAUCGAGUACCUGAUGGGAGGUGCUUAUCGGUGCAACUACACGCGCAAGCGCUUCCGGACGCUCUACCACAACCUCUUCGGCCCCAAGAGGCCCAAAGCCUUGAAACUACUGGGAAUGGAGGACGAAGUCCCCUUGCGGAGAGGAAGAAAGACAACCAAGAAGCGGGAAGAAGAGGUGGACAUUGAUUUGGAUGACCCUGAGAUCAACCACUUCCCAUUCCCUUUCCACGAGCUGAUGGUGUGGGCCGUCCUGAUGAAGCGGCAGAAGAUGGCCCUGUUCUUCUGGCAGCAUGGCGAGGAGGCCAUGGCCAAGGCCCUGGUGGCCUGUAAGCUCUGCAAAGCCAUGGCUCACGAGGCUUCCGAGAAUGACAUGGUCGAUGACAUCUCCCAGGAGCUGAACCACAACUCCAGGGACUUUGGCCAGCUGGCUGUGGAGCUCCUGGACCAGUCCUACAAACAGGAUGAGCAGCUGGCGAUGAAACUGCUGACGUACGAGCUAAAAAACUGGAGCAAUGCCACCUGCCUGCAGCUCGCUGUGGCUGCCAAACACCGUGACUUCAUUGCACACACAUGCAGCCAGAUGCUGCUCACAGAUAUGUGGAUGGGCCGGCUCCGGAUGCGCAAGAACUCAGGCCUCAAGGUAAUUCUGGGAAUUCUACUUCCUCCUUCAAUUCUCAGCUUGGAGUUCAAGAACAAAGACGACAUGCCCUAUAUGUCUCAGGCCCAGGAAAUCCAUCUCCAAGAGAAGGAGCCAGAAGAACCAGAGAAGCCCACCAAGGAAAAAGAUGAAGAGGACAUGGAACUGACAGCAAUGUUGGGACGAAACAACGGGGAGUCCUCCAGAAAAAAGGAUGAAGAGGAAGUUCAGAGCAGGCACCGGUUGAUCCCCCUGGGCAGAAAAAUCUAUGAGUUCUACAAUGCACCCAUCGUGAAGUUCUGGUUCUACACUCUGGCGUACAUCGGAUACUUGAUGCUCUUCAACUACAUCGUGUUAGUAAAGAUGGAACGCUGGCCUUCCACCCAGGAAUGGAUCGUCAUUUCCUAUAUUUUCACCCUGGGAAUAGAAAAGAUGAGAGAGAUUCUGAUGUCAGAGCCAGGGAAGUUGCUACAGAAAGUGAAGGUUUGGCUGCAGGAGUACUGGAAUGUCACAGACCUCAUAGCCAUCCUUCUGUUCUCUGUGGGAAUGAUCCUUCGGCUCCAAGACCAGCCCUUCAGGAGUGAUGGGAGGGUCAUCUACUGUGUGAACAUCAUUUAUUGGUACAUCCGUCUAUUAGACAUCUUCGGCGUGAACAAGUAUUUGGGCCCAUAUGUAAUGAUGAUUGGAAAAAUGAUGAUAGACAUGAUGUACUUUGUCAUCAUUAUGCUGGUGGUGCUGAUGAGUUUUGGAGUCGCCAGGCAAGCCAUUCUCUUUCCCAAUGAGGAGCCAUCAUGGAAACUGGCCAAGAACAUCUUUUACAUGCCCUACUGGAUGAUUUAUGGGGAAGUGUUUGCAGACCAGAUAGACCCUCCCUGUGGACAGAACGAGACCCGAGAGGAUGGCAAAAUAAUCCAGCUGCCUCCCUGCAAGACAGGAGCCUGGAUCGUGCCGGCCAUCAUGGCCUGCUACCUUUUGGUGGCCAACAUCCUGCUGGUGAACCUCCUCAUCGCCGUCUUUAACAAUACAUUUUUCGAGGUAAAAUCCAUAUCCAACCAAGUGUGGAAAUUUCAGAGGUACCAGCUCAUCAUGACUUUCCACGAAAGGCCGGUUCUGCCCCCACCUCUGAUCAUCUUCAGUCACAUGACCAUGAUAGUCCAGCAUCUGUGCUGCCGGUGGAGGAAACACGAGAGCGACCCCGACGAAAGGGACUACGGCCUGAAACUCUUCAUAACUGAUGAUGAGCUCAAGAAAGUCCAUGAUUUCGAAGAGCAGUGUAUAGAGGAAUAUUUCAGAGAAAAGGAUGAUCGAUUCAACUCAUCCAAUGAUGAGAGGAUACGGGUGACUUCAGAAAGGGUGGAGAACAUGUCCAUGCGGCUGGAGGAAGUCAACGAGAGAGAGCACUGCAUGAAGGCCUCGCUCCAGACGGUGGACAUCCGGCUGGCGCAGCUCGAGGACCUCAUCGGGCGCAUGGCCGCGGCCCUGGAGCGCCUGACAGGUCUGGAGCGGGCUGAAUCCAACAAAAUCCGCUCGCGGACCUCGUCGGACUGCACAGACGCAGCGUACAUCGUCCGCCAGAGCAGCUUCAACAGCCAGGAGGGCAACACCUUCAAACUUCAAGAGAGCAUAGACCCUGCAGGUGAGGAGACCAUGUCCCCAACUUCUCCAACCCUAGUGCCCCGUAUGCGAAGCCAUUCUUUCUAUUCAGUCAAUUUGAAAGACAAAGGUGGUAUAGAAAAGUUGGAAAGCCUUUUUAAAGAAAGGUCCCUGAGCCUCCACCGGGCUACUAGUUCCCACUCUGUAGCAAAAGAAUCCACAGCUCCCAUAGCCCCUGCAAACACCUUGGCCAUUGUUCCUGAUUCCAGAAGACCAUCUUCGUGUAUAGACAUUUAUGUCUCUGCCAUGGAUGAACUCCACUGUGAUACAGACACUCUGGACAAUUCCGUGAACAUCCUUGGGCUGGGUGAGCCAAGCUUUUCGGCCCCAGGACCCUCCACAGCUCCUUCAAGUAGUGCCUAUGCAACUCUUGCACCCACUGACAGACCUCCAAGUCGGAGCAUUGAUUUCGAGGACAUCACCUUGAUGGACACUAGAUCUUUCUCUUCAGACUAUACCCACAUCCCAGAAUGCCAAAACCCCUGGGACACUGACCCUCCAACGUACCACACCAUCGAGCGUUCCAAAAGUAGCCGCUACCUAGCCACCACACCCUUUCUUCUAGAAGAGGCCCCCAUAGUGAAAUCUCAUAGCUUUAUGUUUUCUCCUUCGAGGAGCUAUUACGCCAACUUUGGGGUGCCCAUGAAAACAGCAGAAUACACAAGUAUUACAGACUGCAUUGACACCAGGUGCGUCGGCGCCCCCCAAGCAGUUGCAGACAGGGCCGCCUUCCCUGGCGGUCUCGGAGGCAAAGUGGAGGACUCUGCUUGCUGCCAUCCCGAGCGAGAAGCAGAGCUGAGUCACCCCAGCUCUGACAGUGAGGAGAAGGAGGCCAAAGGCCAGAGAGUCACCGCUGUGAUGCCCUCCCAGGAGAGCUGCGACUCAGACCGAACUUUGUCCAACAGUAUCGUGGUUCCCAAGACAGAGCGCGCCAACAGCUACUCGGCAGAGGAGCCGAGUGCGCCACACGCGCCCACCAGGAAGAGCUUCUCCAUCAGCGACAAACUCGACAGGCAGCGGAACACAGUGAGCCUGCGAAAUCCCUUCCAGAAGAGUAAGUCCUCCAAGCCGGAGGGCCGAGCGGACAGCCUGUCCAUGCGGAGACUGUCCAGAACAUCCGCUUCCCACAGCUUUGAAAGCAAGCACAACUAAACCUUCUGAAUAAGUGUUGCGGGAGGCUCGCGCAUCCAGCCCUAAAACUCCCCCCGAACUCCACCGGUUCCCCUUCCUUGAAACAUACCUGCUUCAUUCCUAGCUGAGCAAAGCAAGCAAUGCCUUGGGAGGAGUUAACUCAAAGGUGACUUCUGGGCCACAGGUCAAGAAAGCACUUGAUCUGGCCCAGUACCGAACACAGGGAUUUAAGUCACCUUCACUCUUGAUUUGUUGGGAGGGGAAGGCGAGGGAGAAGAAGGGUUGAGGUAAAUGUGUACCUCUGGUCACUUCAGAAAGCCAUGAGCUUUGGGAAUGAAGGGGCUGCAAGCACUUUCCAUGCCAGGAGGCAUCUUUCCAUGUCUGACCAUGACCAAGCAUUUUAGGAUGCAGGGCUAAAUUGCAAAAUAAAAUAAAAUAAAAAAGUAGCCAGCAUACAAAUGAGAUAUUCUAAACUUCAAUUCUGUUUUCUUUUCACAUUGGCUCCAUCACUGGUGACCGAUGAAGAGCAUCCUUUUUAUUCAGUAUAAGCCGGCAGCCAGCACUUCUACCUAACGUCCCACAUCCUUCUCAUGCCAACACUUCUGUAAUUGAUCAUUAUAAAGAAAAAACAAGGUAACAGUCAUAGUUCACCUGUCUCUUAUUAUAUAUUCACUUCUGGUGCCACAACUGUCUAUCUUUUUUGAAGAAAAUAAAGGGAAAAGAAAUACCUUUUUGUAUUGCAAUCAAAAUGAAAGAAUAGAUGUUAAAAAUAAAUGUCAAGUGGUUUAUUAUAUACAGUGGGCAUUCAAGUAUAGUCAAGCAAGCUCAGGAUGAAUGCAAUUAAUUUUAUAUUUUUUAAUUUAUUUUCUAUCUCACCUAUCAUCAAUGAAGUCACUCACUGAAUAUGUAAUAGUGAACAAAAAAUGCUUAGUGAACACAGCCCACCCAGAACUGCCAGAUGGGACAUUGUUAUGUUCUUCCCAUUCAUGUUAUGUGUUAUGUUGCUGUGUGACCUCCAUCAUUUGCAUGACUCCCCUGUGUCUCUGAACAUCUCCAAGAUGUGACUGCCAAUUUUCCACACCAUUCAUCACACGACCAUUUUGUAUGUGAAUAUCUGGUUACAUGUGUAUAUUUUCAUAUCUAGAGUUUUGCCAUUUAAUCUGAGCUCAGCAUAAAUUCAAUUGGAGUUUUUCAAGGGCUGGCAUCUUUUUUAUGAGAAUGUUCCAAAGUACUUUUUAAGGAAGUUUCAAAACCAUAAAUAACCUUAGAACUGACUAGGAGUUUGGUAGCCACCCAAAGCCAUCAGUUGCAGGCAUACCAUGAAUGUUUUUCUCAUAUACAGAGCUAUAAAAAAGAUACAGUAGACUAAAAUAGAAAGCAAAUAAACCACAUAAAGAGCUCUAUAGUAUAUGCUGCUUAUAUACAUAUAUAUAUAUAUAUAUAUGCAUUUACUCAGAGAGACAUGUUUAUGCAUAGUAUAUAAACAGACAGAGCUUUCUUAAGAGGUUUGGACUUUUCUGUCACCUUGAGGUAUAACCAGGAUAUUUUUACUAUCCAAGGAGUUUCAUUGAAAGAGUUUAUUAUAUUGGGUUUUGACAGAUACUGAAAUUAUGAUUUAUUAAAAUCUGUAUGACCUUAACUUUUCCUUCUGCCAAACUAGAGUUGCCAAAAUGCCUGGCUACCUGCCCUCUGUCCCUUUUUACUCUGGAAGCACUUGCUAUCAUGACAUCUCAUUUAGUCUGGUUUCUCCAGCCCAAAAUGAUUGCAGUCCAAAUAGUUAUGCAAUUCUAAACCUGAUAGUAAUAAGGACUUUAGAAUAGAGGCAUAGGCUUCUAGGUCUGAAUCUGGAUUUGAAGUGAGAGAAAGAAUUCCUGAUCCUCGAAUCUUCAAAUGUCUAUUUGGAUCACUGAUUUAAAAAAGAAUACAAUAUUUAAGGAAAAUGACUUCAUGUUCUGGGCUUCAAAUACUAUCUAGUUCUUUUGUUUAGUUGUAGUUAAUGAACUCCAAAUUUUCUCAUGAAGUGAAAUCAAGUAAAUAUGUGGACUAAACCUCUAGCCUUUAAAUUUUUUUUAAAAAUGAAAAACCCUCUGCAGAAGCUUUUUGGGUGUAGAAAUAGUGGUGAGGCCAUAUAUAAAGAAUUAAAGGAUUUCUUUUUCUUGAUAUUUAGGUGAAUUAGAAACAAGCAACCAGACUUCCUCAUAUGUAAUUGUUCUAGAAACGCUUACAUUUUUAUUGGGCUCCACAUUGGUUAUUUUCCCCUCAGCAAACAUGCAUGUGGUCUGAGGAUAAAUCUCUUGCCCUUAAAUUUCCUUGAGUCAUAAAUUUUUUUGAGGAUCUAAUGAAAGCUCUGGACCCUUCCCCCCACCACACACAAAAUGUACAUACAUGCAAAGUUGCAAUAUAACUUUAAAGGGUUCAUGCACCUCUGGUUCCAUAUUGAUUGACAAUGAGGAAGAGGAACUGUAUUUAUUCAUAAUUGCUGCAGUUGUAAUAGGCACUUUGUAUUUUGAGACCAUUGCUCUGUGAUUCUCAGGAAGGCCAAAUCUCAGCACAAGAGUUUGAACCAAGACUUUGUUACUUUCAUUCCUUAGAUUAGAUUUUGCUAGUUUGAUGUACUUACAUCCUACCGUUUUGGUGGUUUUUUAAAUGUGGAGCACACUCACAAAGGAGGAAGGCUUUCUGGGGGAGUCUGUAGAGGAAUCCAAGGAGGUGAAACCAUUCAUCUUUGACCACAGGGCAGGACAUCACAGCCCACCAGGGCCUCAUCCUGGACCAGACUGAAAAUGGGGGAAAGAAAUGAUGAGUGAGCACAGGUUUCCUUUCAGUUUCUGGGGAGAACAGAACAGGACCUGGGAAACAAAGUGCUUAACAGUCCUGACCUUGUGUCUACCUGGUUCUUUUGUUUGCAUGAAAAUGAAACUCUUGCACCUUUUGUAAAGUGUGUGAAAUAUAUAAGCCAAAUCUAAAUGACUUUAACACAAGCUAUGUAACUUUCAUGAGCCAUUUCGUUCCUGCGCACAUACAUGUAUGUUAUGUUUUGAUCCAUGUCUCUCCAUUUCUGGGUUCUCUGCACACCAAUGUGGCAUUGAUUCCGUGGCCUUGUACAGUCAGCUUGUGCGUAACUCAUUUAUUCCACCAUGUCCCUGAUCAGGGGGACGUUAAUUACCUGUCUCUGUGAAUUAAGCAGCUCAUGGGCAGCACAUUAUUGAGGAACAUAAAUAAAGUCACAGAGAGCUCAAGGAAGUAAUAGCUUUGGUUUAAUCAUCUGGUUCUAAGGUGCCAAUUUUUAUAUACUACCAUAUGUAAUGAUUUGCUCUAAAUUGCUUGUUCCUUUUGGAAAAAAUAAGGGUGUUUUAUGAACCUGACCAUGGAAAUUUCCUGAUUAACCAACAUACUUUAUAUUGAUAGUUACAAACUCCCUCCUCCAUGGAAUUAAAUGAGGAGCUGGAAAGCUUGCUCAGAGAUGUCAUGACUAGUUUGUAUAUUUCUCUAAGCUGAAAGGUAUAUUGCAAUCAGAAUGCAGCACUUUAAAGAAUUGGAUUUUUUUUUAAGUCUAAGCUUCCAGGUCUAGGAUAUUAUUUAGCACUUUGAAAGUUCCCCUUUA